CAUACUCAAAUUUAUUUUUAAUGCAAAAAGAAAAGAAAAUCUCUUUCGAUAUAGUCGCGCGCGAUUCCUGUUUAUCAAUAGACACACAAUCAAAAACGUAGUGCGGUCGUGCUCGACGCAUUUUAAUCGAAUUCGUGGAUAGAUGCUCGUGACGCCUGUGCCGGUUGUGUGAAUAUACAUAAUUAACUUUAUAGACCUGAUCAAUUAAUGUUAAUUUACGCGGAAAAUCAUGGCGAGAUUAUCAACGUCGAGGGAUUCUUCUCCGAUCGUUCGAUCCCCGCCGAGUCAUGUCUCUUUUUGAAAUGAUCACGAGAGAUUUUCGAAUGUGUACUCGAUUAGAUCCAAUUCCUCGAAAUGAGCUGCAACUUGAUUGCCGAUCCGGCAAAGAUUCUCUCGCUAAUCGAGGAACUAUGCGAUCUACCAUAUACGGAGGUGCAACGACGGCUGAACAAAUAUGUGCAGAAUGCAACAAAUGCAAAAUUGGUCUUUCUCAUAUCAAUACUGGUAGAGUCUGAGGAAAUGAUUAUUCAUGUGAUUGGCGAAGAAAUUCUGGACAGAGAAUUGAGAUUUCUUAUGACAAACAAUGUUUUAUACGAGGCUGUGAUAAAUAAAACAUCAUUAGUUUUGAGUGUUGCAAAACUUGAUGAAGAGUUAUUAAGAUAUAUUAAUAGAAUAACAGAUGCAACACUACAGUCCCUCUUAAUAAUCCCAAUACAACAUCCUUUUAAACAUUAUACAGUUUUGCUUGUGUGCCUGGUAGAUUAUACGGAUGGAGAUGAAGCUAGGCAUGCUUGUACAGAAAUAGUUCAAGAAUGCUUUAGAUUUAGUCUCGGAUAUUUGCUUAGUUCAUUACAUUGUUAUGAAGAGACUCGUGUAAAACAACAAUGUCAAAACUUAUUAGCUGUUUCUAGGAAGCUCUUCACACAUUUAGGAGAUUUCUCUGAUCUCUUGCGUGAGAUUAUGGCAGAAGUCAGAAAAUUGACAAAUGCAGAGAGAUGUUCCUUAUUUCUUUUGGACCCUGAUCAAGAGGAUCUAGUUGCAAAAGUAUUUGAUGGCAUUAGCACGAACGAAAAUGUAAAUGAAAUGAGAAUCCCCAUCGGGCAAGGUAUAGCUGGUCAUGUUGCAACUACUGGUAAAUUACUUAAUAUCCGAGACGCGUAUAAUCAUCCCCUCUUUUAUCGUGGUAUUGACGAGGCAACAGGAUUUAAGACUAGAAAUAUCUUGUGCUUUCCAAUACGGGAUGAGAAAGGCAUUGUUGGAGUGGCUCAACUGUGUAAUAAAAUAAACGGCUUAUAUUUUGAUGCCUUUGACGAACAGAUUGCGACAGCGUUUAGCAUUUAUUGUGGUAUAUCAAUAAUGCAUAGUAUUGUUUAUAAAAAGAUGCAGGAUGCUCAAGCUCGAAAUAAGCUUAGCAACGAGAUAAUGAUGUAUCACAUGAAGGUGGAAGAAUCUGCUGUGGAAGCGUUGUUGAAUUGCAGGGAUGAUCACAAUAUUAAAGAUUUUAACAAAUUCCAUUUUAGUCCAAGGAGUGUACCUUACAAACAUAUACCUUGCUAUACCAUUAAAAUGUUCACAGACUUAUCUUUCCUUAAGUAUUGGAGAAUUAAAAUAUCGACACUUGCAAGGUUCAUAUUAUAUGUUAAGAAAGGAUACAGAGAUGCACCUUAUCUUCUAUUUAGAUAA
Messenger RNA from Formica exsecta, 1683 nucleotides. RefSeq names its product cGMP-dependent 3',5'-cyclic phosphodiesterase-like. NCBI's taxonomy places the organism in Eukaryota, Metazoa, Arthropoda, Insecta, Hymenoptera, Formicidae. Gene Ontology annotation, cellular component: mitochondrial matrix; mitochondrial inner membrane; perinuclear region of cytoplasm. The record is from RefSeq and is a predicted model, not a curated record. The transcript is spliced from 9 exons. Gene Ontology annotation, biological process: negative regulation of receptor guanylyl cyclase signaling pathway; regulation of mitochondrion organization; cGMP catabolic process. Gene Ontology annotation, molecular function: protein homodimerization activity; 3',5'-cyclic-GMP phosphodiesterase activity; 3',5'-cyclic-AMP phosphodiesterase activity. Bases 355 to 1683 code for a protein of 442 amino acids.